Molecule: messenger RNA, 3475 nt
Organism: Nannospalax galili (Upper Galilee mountains blind mole rat)
Lineage: Eukaryota; Metazoa; Chordata; Mammalia; Rodentia; Spalacidae
Gene: Mmp15
Product: matrix metallopeptidase 15
Exons: 10
Coding region: 1-1989 (662 amino acids)
Biological process (GO): proteolysis; extracellular matrix organization; collagen catabolic process
Cellular component (GO): extracellular matrix
Molecular function (GO): zinc ion binding; metalloendopeptidase activity
Source: RefSeq, a predicted model, not a curated record
AUGGGCAGCGACCCGAGCGCAUCUGAACCGCCGGGCUGGGCUGCCAGCUGCCUGGGCGGCCGGGCUCGGCUUCUCCCGCUGCUGCUGGUGCUUCUGGACUGCCUGGGCCGCGGCUUAGCGGCCGAAGACGCCGAAGUGCACGCAGAGAACUGGCUGCGCCUCUAUGGAUACCUCCCCCAACCUAGUCGCCACAUGUCCACCAUGCGCUCUGCCCAGAUCCUGGCCUCGGCCCUAUCUGAGAUGCAGCGCUUCUAUGGGAUCCCAGUCACGGGUGUGCUCGAUGAAGAGACCAAGGCGUGGAUGAAGCGGCCUCGCUGUGGAGUACCAGAUCAGUUUGGGGUGCGAGUGAAAGCCAACCUGCGGAGACGGAAGCGCUACGCCCUGACAGGGAGGAAGUGGAACAACCACCACUUGACCUUCAGUAUCCAGAACUACACAGAGAAGCUGGGCUGGUACAACUCAAUGGAGGUGGUGCGCAGAGCCUUCCGUGUGUGGGAGCAGGUCACGCCCCUGGUCUUCCAGGAGAUUCCCUAUGAUGACAUACGGCUGCGUCGGCAAAAGGAGGCUGACAUCAUGGUACUCUUUGCCUCUGGCUUCCAUGGCGACAGCUCGCCGUUUGAUGGCACCGGUGGCUUUCUGGCCCAUGCUUAUUUCCCCGGCCCUGGUCUGGGUGGGGACACUCAUUUCGACGCAGAUGAGCCCUGGACCUUCUCCAGCACUGACCUGCAUGGAAUCAACCUCUUCCUGGUGGCAGUGCAUGAACUAGGCCAUGCGCUGGGGCUGGAGCACUCAAGCAACCCCAGUGCCAUCAUGGCUCCAUUCUACCAGUGGAUGGACACUGACAACUUCCAGCUGCCCGAGGAUGACCUCCAGGGCAUUCAGCUGCUGUAUGGCACCCCAGAUGGUUAUCCGCAGCCCACCCGGCCUCUUCCCACUGUGACACCCCGGAGGCCAGGCCGGCCAGACCACCGGCCCCCUCGGCCUCCUCAGCCACCACACCCAGGUGGGAAGCCAGAGAGACCCCCGAAGCCAGGGCCCCCACCCCAACCCCGAGCCACAGAGAGACCUGACCAGUAUGGCCCCAACAUCUGUGAUGGCAACUUCGACACGGUGGCAGUGCUUCGUGGAGAGAUGUUUGUGUUCAAGGGCCGCUGGUUCUGGCGAGUCCGGCACAACCGUGUCCUGGACAACUAUCCCAUGCCAAUUGGCCACUUCUGGCGUGGUCUGCCAGGGGACAUCAGUGCUGCCUAUGAGCGCCAGGAUGGGCGUUUUGUCUUUUUCAAAGGUGACCGCCACUGGCUCUUCCGAGAAGCCAACCUAGAGCCUGGCUACCCACGGCCACUGAGCAGCUAUGGCACAGACAUCCCAUAUGACCGCAUUGAUACAGCCAUCUGGUGGGAGCCCACGGGUCACACCUUCUUCUUCCAAGCAGACAGGUACUGGCGCUUCAAUGAGGAGACACAGCAUGGAGACCCUGGCUACCCCAAGCCCAUCAGUGUCUGGCAGGGGAUCCCCACCUCCCCUAAAGGGGCCUUCCUGAGCAAUGAUGCAGCCUACACCUACUUCUACAAGGGCACCAAAUACUGGAAAUUCAACAACGAGCGCCUGCGGAUGGAACCUGGCUACCCAAAGUCCAUCCUACGGGACUUCAUGGGAUGCCAGGAACAUGUGGAGCCCGGACCACGAUGGCCCGAUGUGGCCCGUCCACCCUUCAACCCCAAUGGAGAUACAGAGCCUGAGGUGGACGGCGACAGCAGGGAAGGCGAUGUGGGUGGUGGGGCAGACGAGGAUGGCGACAAGGACGGGGGCAACCGAGUGGUAGUGCAGAUGGAGGAGGUGGUGCGGACAGUGAAUGUGGUGGUGGUACUGGUACCCCUGCUGCUUCUCCUCUGCAUCCUGGGCCUGGCCUUCGCCUUGGUGCAUAUGCAGCGCAAGGGUGCACCCCGCAUGCUGCUCUACUGCAAGCGCUCGCUGCAGGAGUGGGUGUGACCACUGACCCUUUGCAGCACCUGGUGCUCCGGGCAUGGGGACACCUGAUUCCCAGAUGCUCCCUUAGCCCAGUGGAUCCCUCCUGGCCACCCGCAUCCCCAGUAAGCCCUGCCCUCCUCUAUUUAUGCCCAGGUAUCUCUUCUUUAGUACCCUCUCUCAGCAUUUGUUUCUGCUUUCCUGCCCAGGGCUGGGUGCUGGGUGCCUAGGGUUCUCAAAACAUACUGUUCCACACAGGGACUUGCCUUUGGCUCAGCCUCAGACAGAGGACUGAGGGACAGAGGCUCACCUGGAAAAGUGACAGGUCCAGGGAGCUUCUUCCAGCUCUGGCCCUCCCCAAGCCUGGGGCCUGGAGCCAUAAUCAUGGCUGUGUUUGCCUUGAAGGGGCCCAGCUAGGGCUCCAUCCUUCUGAAUCUGCCUUAGGAAGAGAGUAUGUCCUGGGGGCCACCCCGAGUUGCCUUGAGGCUUGGUUCCUUCCCAGGCCUCUUCUGAGAGCCCAGCAGCCUGAACUGUACUCCCUGCCCUAUUCUUGGCUAGCAAGCAGCUCCCACACUCCCCUGGGCCCACUGCUCCUUUCCUGCUGGGAAAGGCCCUGAACCUGCCUCACCAAGGACCAAAGGGAGCCUGUUGAGCCCCCCUCCCAACACUAGCACUGACCUGGUACCUGCCAGAUCUUCCUCUUCUCAGCUGUGACUGCCUCUCCUUCCCUGGGCCUCCCCACAUUCUCUCUCACCCCCACCCCAUGGGCCUUGGGGGCUCAACAGUCCCCAAGCCUCAAGCUUCUGCUGCCCUUGUCCCAGCCCCUUGGUGAGACAGGGUACCCAGGAUCGGGCAAUAAAGGUUCCCAGACACUACACGGUGGUAUGGAGGCCCACAGUGCUUCACACCAAGCUCGUGGACUUCCUCCCCUCCAGGUCCUUGUCUCCCCACAAGACACAACUAGGGACAGGCCAGCAGCUCACCUCACAGGCUAUGGAACACCCCCGCCACCAAGGAGCCCACUGUGGCAUGGGAGGUCUGUCAUAGGGGUGGUGGUGUGGCUCCCUUCCUCUUCUUACUAGCGUCUGCAAGAGGCUGCUGCGGGAAAUGGUACUGUAUAGCCGGCUGUGUCCCCUGUCUCCCCAAAGCCCUGAGCAGCGGAGAGCCACCUCCCAGGAUCCCCUGGAUCAUCACCUCUCCCCUCCAGUGGUAGAUUCUCAUUACUUGGCACUGAUGGGGAGGUAGUCCAGCAGCACCCCUUAGGCACCAACCUCUACAGAACCAGAGAGCCAGUGAGGGGUUGGGGGGGGUGAUGUCCAUCCCCAUCCAUUGAGUUCUGUAAAUAAUCUGCACUGAUUAAAUGUACAGCCGGCAAGUGUAGUUGUGUUUGAAAGUCUGAACUACCUUGAAGCUGGGCCUGUUUGGCUGGGGUGGAGUCCAAGCUGGGAUGCUGAAGAAACCUUGCUCCCAGUUCAGAGGGGCCUUUGGAAUGGAGCCCAGGAGGGCCAGG